Strongylocentrotus purpuratus (purple sea urchin) is the source of this 2069-nucleotide messenger RNA. RefSeq names its product protein N-lysine methyltransferase METTL21A. The coding region runs from base 136 to 1182 and encodes 348 amino acids. Gene Ontology annotation, cellular component: cytosol; cytoplasm. Gene Ontology annotation, molecular function: protein-lysine N-methyltransferase activity. The record is from RefSeq and is a predicted model, not a curated record. NCBI's taxonomy places the organism in Eukaryota, Metazoa, Echinodermata, Echinoidea, Camarodonta, Strongylocentrotidae. The transcript is spliced from 3 exons. Gene Ontology annotation, biological process: peptidyl-lysine methylation.
UGUCACGUGAUAAAAACAUGUACACGUGACAAAAACGACGAAGUCGCGACCGUAAUUUCCUAAAUCUGUCUAAUAUUUCUGGAAUAUAAGAAAAUGUCUCUGUUUUUUAAGUAACAUUUUUUGGAUUGACUACAAAUGAUUCAAGGAUUCGCCUUCUCCAAAAUAUACAUUUGGCUUGACCAUGUGCUCUGUGUAGUCGUAAUGACAUGCACAAUUAAAAGCGCAAGCACAAGCAGCCAACUUCUUCACGGUUCUGCAAUCGGGUCUAGCCCUGUGCUGUCGGGGAGCUGUCUCGCAACUUCUGGUGUCGCGGCAGCGGAAACAUCUUGCUCUAGUUCUUGUUCAUGUUGUUCUUCCCUUGGCCCUUGGUAUGAUUUUGAUCGAAAGCGGAACAUGGCAGAAGACAACAUGAAAUGUGCCCCGCUGCCUUCAAACUCAAAUGAAAAUGCAAUAGUUUUGUAUAGUCCUCCAAUUUUUGAACAGUUUCACCAAUCUGAAAGGACAUUUCAUCUGGCCAGCAGGGAUUUUUCAAUCAAGCAGAACUGGGCGGAUUUUGGAGUUGCUGCUGUUGUCUGGGAUGCUGCAAUAGUUCUGUGUGAACACUUGGAGAGUGAGACGAAAACAAAGCAAUUAUCUCUGGAAGGGAAGCGAGUCAUAGAGCUUGGUGCAGGUACAGGCCUGGUAGGCAUGGUAGCUUCACAUUUAAAAGGUCACCUUACCAUUACAGACCGGGCAUCCAUUUUCAAACCUCUCAGGGAUAACGUUUUGCAAAACUUCCCACCAUCGUCAUCUUCAGUGCCUUCACCAUCUUCAUCAUUUAAUCCGGCUGCAUCCUCUAGUUCAAACCCCAAUGCUCCAUCUGAAGUAAAUUCAACUUUUAAACCACCAUCGCCUGUUCCUGUAGUGAAGGUUUUGGAAUGGGGUCAGGAUCUGCAUAAGUUUUCUGAGCCAUUUGACAUCAUUCUUGGAGCUGAUAUCAUCUACAUCGAAGACACGUUUCAGGAUUUGCUUCAGACUCUCUUACAUCUUUCAAAUGAGAACACUUUGAUUCUUCUUUCCUGUCGUAUCAGAUACGAGAGGGAUAAUAACUUCCUAGAUAUGAUGAAGGAGAAGUUUCAGGUGGAACAUGUCUUGCAUGAUAGUGAAAGGGGAAUUGAAAUUUACUCAGCUAAGAAACUUUGAAGCCGACUCUUGACCUACAAUCAAAGUAUGUACAACACAUAUGCAGAGGCUCUCAAGAAAUCAACUUUAUUUGAAUUUUAUCUUAUCAGCUUUUAAAAUGUGUACAAUGACUUUUUAAAUACUUUUAAUACAAUACAUACAUCCAAAAUUUUUCAAUAGAACAAAAAAAGCUUGGGUGCUCCAUACAGUACAUUACUUAUGAAAACAAUUAUUGAUGACAAUUUCAGUCUCUAUCACAUGUUGGUAGCCAUCUUCUGCUCAACAUAUCCUCCUAUAGAGUAGUUUCUGCUAUACCACGUUCCCUACCCCCCCCCCCCCUCUUACAAAACAGACACGUUACUAUUCACAUUUGCUUCAUGAAACUGAACAUUGAAAGAAUUUGCAGGCAAUGUUUUGUUAUGAUCAAAUACUUGAAGUCUGAAAUUUGUUGACUGAAUAUUACAAAGGAGUUAUGAAUUGCAUAUUGCAUCUUAUCUGACUACAGUGAAAUUCUCAAAUUGCUUAAGUUUUAACUGCUAGUCUGUUAAUUCCUUUUUUCAACUUCUUCCGUACUAAUGAUGACCAGAUUUCAACGGCCAGACACCACAGUACGACCAACAGUGAUUAGCGACCAGCAGUUUACAAUUGUUUGCAAUCCUGGGGAUUUUCACAAUUUACAGGGAGUAAUACUAUACCUUGACUGCUUUUUUCUCAAUAUACUGCAACUACUGAAUAUAAUUUCUACCCUGCCUUUGUGGAAGGACAUUACCAAACCUAUUCUUGCCGCAACAGGAUGUAAAAUCAAAUGUUGAGAUUUGUUAUUUCUAUGUCAUUUAAUUUGGAACUUCAACUAAAAUCAAAACAAUGCAUUAAAUAUGUACACCUGUAUAUGCCUUAGGUCUUAAAAA